Molecule: messenger RNA, 1878 nt
Organism: Symbiodinium natans
Lineage: Eukaryota; Dinophyceae; Suessiales; Symbiodiniaceae
Source: the annotation of a GenBank genome assembly
AUGGCAUCGCGUCCAACCCCCGCGAGACCUGUCAUCUCUCGUGUCAAGCUGCCCCAGCCAGGGCGUGGCCAGGUACGCAUCGCCGACAUCACUGCCGGUUCCGGCUGUGCAGAUCCGAGCAGCCGCUCAGGCAGUGCGCGGUCCUUAGCCGCAAGGUCUGUUCCAACACCGGUCCUCGAAUCUUCCCCCAGCGUGGCCCGGCAUGUUCGAACUCCAGAGCCAAGAAAUCCUGCGGCCACGUUGGAGAGUUUGCACUCGAUGCCAAGAUCGAGCUCAGAGAACGUGCUGGCACGGUCCUUACCCCGAACUGCUACAUCAACCCUGUCGGAGCACGACCACGAUGACCACGCUCCAAGUUGUGUUACCAGAGACAGUCCAGCGAGCCGGGGUGGCGUUGACAUGUUGCUCGCGGCAAGUGUUUGGAGUCUGCCGGACGAGAAGCCUGAUGUCGCAGGGCAUCCGGCCACAAACAAUGGCAAAUCCAACACACCAGACGCAGGGCAGUCUGCUCUUUUUGGGAGGCGUCAGGACGACGCCAGAGAGAAUACUCUUGCGAGGAGCAAGAGAGGUUUGGAUGAGGUUACUGGAGCACAUGGAGCACCUGGCUGGAAUACACCUCUGGUGGAAGGAUCCUUGCUAGGCGAGGCUGUGGCAGAAGGUGCCAGACAAAGACACAGACGACAGCAGCGUCGGCCAAGCUUGCGAGCACGCUCCAAAGAAAUCCGCACACAGUCUGAGCCACCGCAACACACCCUGACCGACUCCACAAGCCACAGCGGACAAAGGCUACCGCAGCUCAUUGAUGAGAUCGAGGGUCACUUGCUCCAGCAAACAGUGCGGCCUCCAGAAGAUGCAGCUGGCUGGAUGCAGGAAACCGCACAGCUGGAGAUGUACAUGCAGGAAAUGCAGCACUUGUUGACGCAACACCUGGAUGUCCCGGGGCAGUCAGGAAACAGUCGUGUUGCAGGCCGAAAUCGGGUACGUGGUGUGGUGCACGGCAAAUCGCCCGUCCGCGAGCUCUCAGUGUUGCGAGGUGACAAAGACCUGAGGUGGGCCAGACAGCAGCUCAGGAAUUGUGAGCGGGAGCAUGCCCAUCUCCAGCACCUACUGGGAGACGAAGAUGCCGAGAGAGUUCUGUUCGCGGAGCUUCGGCAGGUAGAGGUUGCCCUCGAGGAAGAAAAGCGGAGGUUAAAGAAUCUCCAGAAAGAAAGUCACAAGCGCGAGCGAAGCAUGGCACGGGCGGCUGAGCGUGCUGGCGGAGGAGAACUUGGUAGUUUGAACGUGGAUGGAAAUGCACGAGCUCUGAAGGAGGUGAAGAGGCUGGAGGCCGAAUUGGAAGUGUGGCAGAUGAAAAACGCAUCUCUAACCAAGCAAAUCGACGAGUCUACAGCUAGGCUCGAGCAAGCAGUUCAAAACCAUGAAAGAGCAGUGUCCAGAUGUCAGCAGCUGCACACAAAAGUGGAGAGCGAGGAUGCCAAGAAGCAAGAAGAGCAGCAGCAGCACAUGCAGCACGAAUCCCAGAUAGAAGAGAGGCAGCUCCGCAGCGACAUUCAAAGCCUCCUGGACGCGCGGCGCAGAGAAGCCAGAAGCGCAGAGUCGACGAUGCGAGAGCGAGCGCGGCGCUUGGAGGAUCUGCGGAAACAACAAGCAGAGAAAGAGGCGUUCCUUGCGCAGCUCAGAAUGACUGAGCAGCAGCUGCGGCGUCAAUUUCGGCAUGAGAACCGACGGCCCUGCAGCACCAGGGGCGAGCAACGAGGGCGUCCCAUGAAGCUGCUGAAGCUGCCGAAGCUGCUGAAGCUGCCCAUGAACUUCCUGAAUGCCCUGAAGCCUCGAACGCGACCGAAGCACCGCCAAGGCCCGCAGCUUCAUCGCCUUUGA